Messenger RNA from Coccidioides posadasii C735 delta SOWgp, 1893 nucleotides. RefSeq lists its product as uncharacterized. Gene Ontology annotation, biological process: protein peptidyl-prolyl isomerization; protein folding. Gene Ontology annotation, molecular function: peptidyl-prolyl cis-trans isomerase activity; protein binding. The record is from RefSeq and is a predicted model, not a curated record. NCBI's taxonomy places the organism in Eukaryota, Fungi, Ascomycota, Eurotiomycetes, Onygenales, Onygenaceae.
AUGGCCGAAACAAACGCCGCUCCAGAUGGACCUUCGAACAAGCGAUCUCGGUCCCAGCUGGAGGAAGAGUCGCAAGAAAAUGACGAAGUGUCAUCCUCAGAAGAUGAUUAUGGCCCAGCCCUGCCCACGGCGCAGCCAAAGAAGAAGCGAAGGAAGCUGCCGUACGAGAAGCUCUACAUUAAUGCUCUGCCUGCAUCACCGCGGUACUCAAAGUCGUUGAUGCACAAGGAGCAGCUUUCUUUCGUCGUCGUUACACCUCAGACGGACUUUCUGAUAACCAGCUCGAUCGAUGGAGUGGUCAAGUUUUGGAAGAAGAUGGCGGUCAGCGUGGAGUUUGUCAAAGAAUUCCGUGCUCACUUGGGCGAAAUUAAGAGCGUCAAUGCUAGCGCAGAUGGUCGAAGCUUUGCCACGGCGGGCACGGAUAAGACGGUGAAGAUAUUUGAUGUUGUUACGUUCGAUCUUCUGUCUGUCCUCAAUCUUGAUUUCGUCCCCGGAUGCGUCUGCUGGGUGCACCCUAGAGGGGCGUCAUUGCCCCUCCUUGCUGUGUCCGGUGAAUCGGCCAACGAUAUCCACAUUUUCGACGGGCGAGGGGAGAACCCUACGCCCCUUCAUAUUUUGUCGUCCAUCCAUCGAGCUCCCGUCGUUGCCAUGGCGUUUAAUAAUACCUAUAACUGCGUCGUAUCGGCCGAUAACAAAGGCAUGGUAGAGUAUUGGCGUCCAGAAGGCACUUUUGAGAAACCCGAUGGGCUAUUCGAUCUCAAAUCUUCGACCGAUCUAUUCGCAUUUAGAAAAGCCAAGUCGUCGCCUGUGUCCAUCACGUUCUCCGCAUCCGGCCAUCAGUUUGCGACAUUUUCUUUCCCUGACCGCCAAGUGCGAAUAUUCGACUUUCCGACGGGAAAGCUAUACAGAUCCUACGACGAGUCUCUCACGACUCUUACAGAGAUGCAGCAAGCGGGCACAGCUUUACAGAAGCUGGAAGAAGUCGAGUUCGGUCGUCGAAUGGCUGUCGAACGUGACCUCCAAAACCCCGUGGUUGCCCCAAAGAUCAACGUGAUAUUCGAUGAAUCAGGGCACUUCGUGAUGUACGGCUCCAUACUAGGGAUCAAAUGCAUCAACACUUUCACCAACCGAGUUGUAAAAGUGUUUGGAAAGGAUGAGCCGUUCCGCGCCCUUAACUUGGCCAUCUAUCAAGGCCAGCCGCAGAAAAAGGGCGUUGUCAGCGUCUCCAUGGCCGCCAGCGCCAAUCCCCUCCUCCAAGAAGCCGAAGAACGUGACCCAAUCCUGGCCUGUACGGGAUUCGCCAAGGUCCGCUUUUACCUCUUCACCAACGAAAUCGAAAUCUCAAAAUCAACACGAGACAUACAAAACGAGAAGCCACGGCACGAUCGGGACGCCGCUCAGGCCGCCGCGGCUGAAAAACAAGCUGAAAUGGGCACUUCUGCCAUCCUCCACACCACCAUGGGCGACAUCCAUCUCCGGCUCUUUCCGUCCGUCGCGCCAAAGGCGGUAGAGAACUUCGUCACGCAUGCUCGCAACGGGUAUUAUAACAACACCAUCUUCCAUCGGGUGAUUCGCAAGUUCAUGAUCCAAGGCGGCGACCCGCUCGGUGACGGGACGGGUGGAGAGUCCAUAUGGGGAGGGGAGUUUGAGGAUGAGUUUUCCUCGCUGAAGCACGAUAAGCCGUAUACAUUGUCGAUGGCGAACGCGGGGCCGAAUACGAACGGGAGUCAGUUUUUCAUCACGACGGAGAAGACGCCUUGGUUGGAUGGACAUCAUACGAUAUUUGGCCGGGCUGUGAAGGGGUUGGAUGUGGUGCAUCGGAUUGAGAAUGUGAAAACGCAUAAGGAGAAGCCGGAGGUGGAUGUGAAGAUCGUUAGUAUCAGUGUUAGCUAG